This is a messenger RNA of Exophiala spinifera, 882 nucleotides long. RefSeq lists its product as uncharacterized. The transcript is spliced from 3 exons. Bases 1 to 882 code for a protein of 293 amino acids. The record is from RefSeq and is a predicted model, not a curated record. NCBI's taxonomy places the organism in Eukaryota, Fungi, Ascomycota, Eurotiomycetes, Chaetothyriales, Herpotrichiellaceae.
AUGGCUCCCCAAACGUCCAUCCCCACUGCAGCGAAUGUGCUUGGGACCAUCGGCACGAUAUGCUGGUGCGUCCAGCUUCUUCCGCAAAUAUACAAAAGCUACCGCAGUCAGUCGACGGAAGGAGUGCCACCGGCCAUGAUGUUUCUGUGGUCAGCCAGCGGUGUACCUUUUGGGGCUUAUGCGAUUUCUCAGAACUUCAACAUUCCGAUUCAAAUUCAGCCACAAUGCUUUUGUCUCUUCUGCCUGGUCAAUUGGGGUCAGUGUUUGUAUUAUUCGCGGAAAUGGACAGCGAAGAAUGUCUUCUUAGUCUGUGCGGCUAUCCUUCUGCUCGACGGGGGCCUCCAAGGUCUCCUUGUCUGGCUGCUUCGCAGAGCCUACCGCGAGAAGAACCUUGAAUGGCCGACGACCAUGAUCGGCGCAGUUGCAUUUGUUCUACUCAUAUCAGGGUACAUUCCCAUCCCGUUUGAGCUGAUCAAACGGAGAGGAAGAGUGAUAGGUAUCGACUUUUUGUUUCUUGCAAUCGACUGGUUCGGAGCAUUCUUCUCAUUGAUGUCGCUCGCAACCCAAAAUUCCUUUGAUCCCUUAUUCGGAACUCUCUAUGCCUUAUGUGCGAUCAUCGAGAUGUCCAUGUUCAUAUCACAUGGCAUAUGGAUCUUCCGGACGCGACGUCUGCGCAAGAGAUGCAAGGAGUCUGGAUUGGAUAUUGAUUCGCAUCCCGAAGGGGUGGCCUGGCAGAACAAUGGAUUCAAACUCCCCUGCAAACGAUCAUGUCCGCAUUCUCAAGUCGACGCAGAGGCACGUUCUUUAUCAAACCACUGCGAAACUAUCGCCCUUUCACCUCCUAAAGAUAUGAAAACAACUGCCAGGACUAUGGCGGAGUGA